CAUCGUUGUCACACCCAGCCAUUAAAUCCAAACACCAGCAUAUCAGCUUUCAGGAAGACAUAAUGCUUCUUCCACCAUCUUCAGUGAGUCUGCUUCUGACUUUCACUUCUAGAUAUCCAGAGCCCAAUUUUUGGAUUAUUUCAUCUAUGUCACUCCCUGUAGGGGUUCCGAUCACAGCACUUGGGGAGAAAAGCAAGGCCUCAUCACCUCUGACCAUCAGCCUUGCUGGGCACUUUUACAAUACUUUAAGCCUGAAAUUCGGCCUGGGCUCCUAGGUCCAGCCCCCAAUGGAGUUGGACCCUUUUUCUGUCGAUCG
Molecule: messenger RNA, 316 nt
Organism: Aspergillus glaucus CBS 516.65
Lineage: Eukaryota; Fungi; Ascomycota; Eurotiomycetes; Eurotiales; Aspergillaceae
Exons: 1
Coding region: 63-275 (70 amino acids)
Source: RefSeq, a predicted model, not a curated record